AGUGAGCUGAGAUCAGGCCACUGCACUCUAGCCUGGGUGACAGAGUGAGAUUCCAUCUCAAAAAAAAAAAAAAAAAAAAAAGCAAAUAUGUGGCAAAACAGGGAUUUGAAACCCCGGGCCAACUGCAAGCUGGAACUGGAAUCAGGCCCUCUGGGAGAAGGGAGCCUGAGGGAAGGUCCCAGUUUGCACUGCAGUGGGGAUUGAAGGACUGAGAGGUGUAUGGCCUGUGAGACAAAGGGGUCGGGGAGGGUGGGGUGGCCUUUGGAACUCUUGCCCACAGAACUGUGGUGAGCAAUUCUAAGUUGUCUCUGGGCCAAAUAGAAAAGGGGGAUGGAAGAAUUCAAUUCUGCCAAAAAAAGCUGUGAACACCAGACCCACAAUCGUAGAAGCACCCACUGGGCCCUCUGCUCUCCCAAUCUAGCCUUCCAUCUGCACUCCAGUGCACCUUGGCUUCAUGCCCUGGGCCCCCACCUAACACUGAAGGCAUUACCUUUUCCUUUGUUGCCCCACUUUGUCUACAAAGAGGAAACCACAGCCAAAGGGAGCACAGGCCUCACUGGAGCUUCAGGCCUCUCCCUCUUUAACACUCCCAUGGCUGACCAUGCUUUUAGAAAGAGAGUGAGAGACUCAGGGCCUGAGAAGGCAUUUCUUUUUUUCCUUUUCCUACCUGACUUUUUUUUUUUUUUUAGUUUUUUGGUGCCAUGACUCGGAUGUGAACCUCCUACCUGGCUUGUAAAUGAAAGUUUGUGAAAGUCCUUCAAGGAGAUAUAAGUCAAAUGAAGGUAAGCUCCUGAGAGCAGAGGCCUCUUCUGUCCUCUUCUGUCUUAUUCCCUGCUGUGUCCAGCACAUGGUCUGCACUCAAUAAGUAUUUGUUGCAAGAAUGACUCAUUGUUCCAUUUACUCGAAGAGGAAAGGAGGCUCCAAGAGAUGCUCAGCGGCUCGCCCUGCGCGUCCAGGGGACCCUACUGGGGAUCACAACCCGGCGAAAUGUCGCUUUCGCCACCUAUCACGACUGCGUAAUCGGCUUUCAGCCGCAGACGGUCACACCCUGCAGAACCCGCGGGGAUCCGCAGAGGAACCUGCUGCCACCGGAUGCACUGAACGAUCGCUUCGGGGGUGCCACGCGCCAGACGCGGUGCCCGGAGCGCCGGGAAGAGGGUCCGCGCCCCAACCCCGACCGGGAGAGGGCGCACUCUGGCCCUCUCUGCGUUUUGAGCCUCCCCUCCCCCGCCAGGCCGAUCGCAAAAGGCACCCCCACCGCAGAGCACCACGUGUUGUGCUUCUACUCGGCGAGGCUGGCUCCAGCCUGCGCAUCUGGAAAGUGGGGCAGAUUACCCUGGAGCUCGGGUGGGGACGGCGUGGGCCGACUUGAUAUAAGACGGCACCCAGGGAGCCAGACCCGUUCUAGGGACUUGGCAAGUUCCUCUCCCUCCCCAGUGAGAUCCGUUGUCUUUUAAAUACCUGCAGCAAUUAGGGGAGGAAAAAAAGACCCACAGUAUUACGUUUGGAGAGGGUUAGGAAGAUGGCUCUCCAGUUCCAGGCCGCCCUGGUGGCUAGUCAUUGGUGUAGUUUGUGCUUGGCCUUAGUUUCCUCAUCUGUAAACUGGGAAGAAGGCCCAAGUCCUGGGGCCUGUGACUGUAGAGUGGCGGAAGGCACUGGUGCACCCGCGGCCGAUCCUUCCAGGGUCCGGCUUCCUGAAGGACUGGGCGGCCCCGGGCCGAACCCCUCCCGAACUAACCGCAGACCGUGCGACCAGGUUCGGCACCCCUGACCAGCUAGUGAGCUCCCGGCGGCGCGCAAGGGCGGGGUCCCCGCGGGCCGGCCCGUUCGCUGUCGGCCAACCAGCGCCUGUCUCUGAACAGCCAAUGAUCACACGCCUUACACCCAAGGCCGGUCGGGAGCGAGGCUUCGGCGAGUGCGGCGCUGACAGAGACGCGCGCGCGCGCGAUCGCCCUCGGACCCGGGCCGCUGCCGCCAUCACUGCUGUCUGCCCAAUCGCCCCUCAGACGCUUCCCCUCGCCAUGGAGGCGAGGCCGCCGCCGCCGCCGCGGGGCUCGGAGCCGCGGGCCGGGCGGCGGCCCUGAGGGCGAGUGGCGGGCCGAAACGCCACAGCGGAGCCGAGGCGGAGCCGCUGUCCUCGUCCCCAGCGGUCCCGCCCAACGCCAGACUCUGUAA
Molecule: messenger RNA, 2175 nt
Organism: Sapajus apella (tufted capuchin)
Lineage: Eukaryota; Metazoa; Chordata; Mammalia; Primates; Cebidae
Exons: 3
Coding region: 881-1372 (163 amino acids)
Source: RefSeq, a predicted model, not a curated record